This is a messenger RNA of Oryza sativa Japonica Group (Japanese rice), 1333 nucleotides long. RefSeq lists its product as uncharacterized. NCBI's taxonomy places the organism in Eukaryota, Viridiplantae, Streptophyta, Magnoliopsida, Poales, Poaceae. The record is from RefSeq and is a predicted model, not a curated record.
AGGUUUUCUUCUUGGGUAUCCGAGCAUUCCUAGCAGCAGUUGGUUUAUCCUGUGGGUCGAGCCGUCGAGGGGCUGAUCAGCUGCUCAGCCGCUCAGACAUGAGAAGCUUCUAUGGAAAACCAGCGGACCAGGCGAGGCGGCGUCCACCGUACCUGCCCCAAGCCCCCAACUGCCCAAUGGUGUACUGAUUCGGCAGGAGCCACUAACACAAAAACAAGGAAUAAAUUCGUUCGGUUGCACAUCGAAUCAUCAAGUUGUAAAGCAAGACUUCUUCAGCAUACAAUUAUUAUUAGUAGUACAACGAGCCCCAUCUAAUUAAGAUUAGAAGAAGCAUAUGAAGGUUAGAAUGCCAUGGAGAUGAUGGAGGUGGUAGCCACCGAGAUUAUGGACGCCGCGCUGCACGUAGCCGUGGCCGGGCGCACGCUGGCCGUGGCUGAGCGCGACGGCACGCACGACCCGGCCACGGGGCGCGCGCUCACCGGCUCAUGGCUCUGGGACUCCUCCCUCGUCCUCGCCUCCCACCUCGCGUCCUGCGUCCACCACCACCACCUCCGUGGCGCCACCGUCCUCGAGCUCGGCGCCGGCACGGGCCUCCCGGGCAUCGCCGCCGUCGCCUGCCUCGGCGCCGCGCGCUGCGUGCUCACCGACGUGCGCCCGCUCCUCCCCGGCCUCAGGGCCAACGCCGACGCCAACGGGCUCACCGCCGAGCAGGCGGACGUGCGUGAGCUCCGGUGGGGUGGGCACCUCGAGCCCGAGGUCCAGGUGGACGUGGUGCUCAUGUCCGACGUGUUCUACGACCCGGACGACAUGCCGGCGAUGGCGGACACGCUGCAUGGGCUAUGGCGAGACGGCGACAGCGACAGCGACGGCGGCGGCACGGUGGGGUGGGCGGCGAGCGAGGCGCGCGACGGCGUGCAGGACUGUAUCGACGUGCUGCGAGAGCAAGGCUUCGAGGUGGUCGAGGUAGACAGGGUCACUAGGCCGCUGCUGCGCGACCCCGAGCAGGCCGCCGACUUCGCCGUCUAUCGUCUUUUUCGCCGGACAACUUCGCCGUCCAUCGUCUCCAAUCCAACGCCGAUAACUACAGCCGGGUGUUGACUUUCACUCUGUAACAGUAAAGCCAAGCUUGUAACGGCACCAGAAUCACCUUUGACCUUUUAUUUUCCAAAAGGCCAUUUUGUACGUACUUUCUUCUCGGUUGCAGGACUUGUAAAUGUUCCACAAUGAGUCAAGGGGACAAAGACAUAGCAAUUAAUAUAUGCAAGUCUACUGUAGGAAGCUACAGUAGUAUACAUUGAGAAGGAUUUUAUAGCAAAAGAAUUUACAGUUGCAA